Messenger RNA from Schistosoma curassoni, 1524 nucleotides. NCBI's taxonomy places the organism in Eukaryota, Metazoa, Platyhelminthes, Trematoda, Strigeidida, Schistosomatidae. The record is from the annotation of a GenBank genome assembly.
AUGAGCGAUUCUCCUGCACCAAAUGAACCUUCAGAUGUUAAUAAGACAGAACUAUUUAAUUUGGAUAAUCUUAGUUAUCGAGAUGAAGGAAAUAAUACAAUCGUAGUAUCCAAUACAAAGACUAGUUUGAUAUUGCGCAUUCGGAAAACCAAUGUUGGACGAAAUGGAUAUUGGUCUAAAGCUCACACCAAACGAUCUGAGAUAUUUGCGAAUCAGCGUAUACUUCUUCAGUUCGGUUCGCAAUUUCUUCGCAGCAUACAUCUCAUCAAAACAAGUCCCACGUUUCUUCGUGAACUAGAAAAAUCAAUCGAACCUUUUAGACCCGCCUACCGUAAAGUCAAAGGAGUGGACCUUUCUGAAAAUUUCGUUUUUGUCACAUCAGAUGCUACACAGAUGCCAUCACAUCUUGUAAAAUAUGCAUUCGGUCCAACUUUAAGCGUAGAAAUCAAGCCAAAGUUUGGUGCUAUCCCAAUAUGGCCUGCUACUGGAGUCGUCAAUCUAGUUAAAAACUCGGCUUCACUGUUCUGUUUAAGGCAAGAACAUUCUAGUAAACGAUCACGUUGGAAAGAUCUGUCAACAUAUUGUCCUUGUGACCUAUUUUCUGGUGAUCAUGACCGGCUGGUACAUGGUUUAAAUGCUCUUCUGACUACGCCCCAAAAUAAUUUUCGAGUUUACUUGGAUAGUCAUCCUAUUUAUUCUCACGACGUAGAUAAACUAGAUUAUGGCUUGAAUAAAUUUUUUCACUUGGAAAAUAAUUCAAUUUCUUCAAGUAAACAACAAAGUGAACUUCCUAAUGGUUUUGAUCAUGGGAAUGUUUGUAGUUGUUCCGAACAAUGUCAAUUCGUCAAUGAUAGGGAUCGAUUGAUACGUGGUACUCUACUGAAAGCAUUAUUGCACAAGUUUGACUGUACAAAUGAUGAUACAAAGGCGCUCAUUCCAUUCAACUCAACUGAUCGCCAACCUUUUUCAAUGCAUUGUGCAUUACAUGCGGAUCAAAAAUUUCAUUCAACUUCAUGUGAUAGUUGUCAUAGCAUACAAAGAAAUUGUACACUACCAGAUGGUUGUGUUUUGCAACGUAUACUUUCUGUUCAAUUAUUGAUCACGACAGAUAUUGCUUUUAUUUUUCCGCAUUAUAAACGUGUACGUACUUUUUUAACAUCACAUGGAUGGACAUGGGAGAUGUGGCUUAAACUAGCACAGAAAGGUGAAGUGUCAAAAUAUUUGGACACACAAGAAAUCGCUGAAAGUUUUGACAUAGUUGAAAAAUAUUUGAUCGCCUUGAUUGCUCGGGAUUGCUCAGUUAUGAUAACUGUGCAACGUGCAAAACCUGACUGUCCACUACCAUCGUCUGUUAUUUCGGGCACAUGUUGUUGUAUUCCCAGAAUGUUAAUUAGUUGUGCCAUUAUAGAUCUAGAUCCGAAACCCUUGGAUAAACUACGUGAUCGACUAGAUUUGGAGACAGCAGUUGCAAUGGAAGCGAUCAAUCGACAGUUUAAAUUGCUUUUACCGAAAAGUCUUUCAUAA